Messenger RNA from Oncorhynchus gorbuscha (pink salmon), 9152 nucleotides. RefSeq names its product lysine-specific demethylase 6B-like. Lineage: Eukaryota; Metazoa; Chordata; Actinopteri; Salmoniformes; Salmonidae. The coding region runs from base 785 to 7630 and encodes 2281 amino acids. The transcript has 21 exons. The record is from RefSeq and is a predicted model, not a curated record. Gene Ontology annotation, biological process: regulation of gene expression; heart development. Gene Ontology annotation, cellular component: MLL3/4 complex. Gene Ontology annotation, molecular function: chromatin DNA binding; histone H3K27me2/H3K27me3 demethylase activity; RNA polymerase II cis-regulatory region sequence-specific DNA binding.
AGAGAGAGAGAGAGAGAGAGGGUGAGGGAAAGAGGGAGAGUAAAGAAAAAGGAGAUCCAAAGCAAGAAGCACACACUUUUUUUCUGGAAGAGGGAGAGAGAGACAAAGACGCAAUUCUAUUUAUGUAUGAUUUGUAGCCUUUUUUAAAACACUGCAUGCUUCUGACACCAGUGUCAGGUUGGGGGGCUGGUUGUGUGUGUGCGUGUAUGUUUUUUGUUGUGUGCAUCGGUCUGUCGCUGGGUGUGUGUGUGAGGGGAAGCCGGGUUCCCGGCCUCCGUGUCCGUCUGGUUUAAAGGGAACAGAAGGGAACAACACAAAGCUAGGGGCUGAAUGUCGCUGCUACUGGAGAUUUGCUGAACUAGCCUGCCUUCGCUGCUCUGCUCUGCCCUAGAUAACUAACACAACACACCCUCUGGAUAUUACUACUACUUAAUCAGCACCUCUCAGCCUAACCCUGAACACGGAGGUGCAGACAGACAGAGAGACAGAGAGACAGAGAGACAGAGAGACAGAGGUGUGGUAAUAUGCUGAAGCUCUACAACGUCCCUGCCACUGACCAGGCUGAAGACGUGUGAUACAGGGCUGAAGAGAUCCCAGAGAUGAUUGGCUGUAGAAGCUGAGACUUGACGAGACAGCGGAUCUUGAAUUAGGUGCUAUUCUGAAAGCCUAACAGGCUGUAUAGUAUUGGUGUUGAAGACAGGUGUGUAGUCUUCCCUUGGUCUUUGGUGUGUGGCCUUCUCUGUGCUGCAGUGGAGGGCUUCACAGACACAGCUACUGUGGCUGGAUGCAUCACGCAGUAGAGCAGUUUGGUGGGCGUGGCACACGGGACUCCUUCCCUCUGGAAGGACUCAGCCGGGUACCAUGGACUCCCGUGGGUAACCGCGCCACCUGGGCGCAACCUGCCAGGUUUUCGCCAGGUGUCAAUCAAAACCAGCUCCUCCCCCAUCUAGCGCCAAGUCACAUGGGCGGACUGAACCAUCCCAGUAAAUUCUUCAAUAAUGGGCCCAUCCAGGUUCGUGGUGGGGAAAAGCUGGAGCUGUCCCAGGCCAUGUUACCUAGCCUCCAGAGAGGGGACCAGCAACGCCCCCCUCCUCCCCCCCACCGGGCGUGGGAGCAGUUGGGUCAGCUGUAUGACUCCCACCCCCCUCAUUCACUUGUACCCCUACCCGGCGACCACGCCCCCCGUCUGCACAGCGGUGGAUACAGCACUAGGCCUCCUACCCACCUGCCUUCCAGACCCAAUCAGCUACUGAAGUAUGAGGGUCCUCAGGAGCACCAUGUUCCCAGGGGUCCAGCAUCACUGGGUGAUAUGUGGUCUCAGGUACAGCAGCAGCAGAGGGGUUACCCAGGGAAAAUGCAGGGGGGGCAGCUGAAGAGGCCGGCCCCCCCUCUCGGGGAGCACUCGGUCAUCCAGCACACCCCGCCCCCCUCCCUUCACCCCUCCUCUCGCCCCAAUGAGGACUGCCCCAGUCCGAGCAAGAGGAAGAGGAAGAGGAGUUCUGAGCAGAUUCCUCACCCCAGCAUCCAGAGGUUCUCUGGCCCAGGAGGACAGCAGCAGCCCCCGGCCCACCUCCCCCCUCCCCCAUCCAAACCUGCCUUCUGGAACCCCAUACACAAGGGGAACGCCCCCUGGGCCCAGCCCGAACGCAGGAACGGGCCUCCAGAGUUCCAGAUCAGACCUGACUCAGCCAAGUCGGGUCUGGGCGGCUACACCUACAAACCUCCCCCUCCCUCCGCCCCUUCGCCAAUCUCCCCAACCCGCAUCUCCUCCCCGGGAGACUACCCCCAGGGGCGCGGAGCCCCCCACCCACUCCACAAGCCCCAGUUCCCACCUCAGGCCCUCAAUCAACCCCCCCACAAUAACCACCCCCAGUACCCCAAACAACCAGCUCUAGCCCCGCCUCUCAUGGGGAUGGAGUCCCGGGGAGGUCCUCCUACCCCCCAGAGAGGCCUUACCACUGGGGGCCGAGGAAUCAACAACCAUCCCCCCUCUCAUCCUCCUCACCACCAAGCUCUAGCAAGGGGGGACAGUAGAGGAGACCGGGACAGUAGGGAGCCCCCCCAACCCUCACCAGCAAACCACACUGGCGUGCCUUACAACCCCCACCCUCACUUCCAGCCCCACACGGGGCUGGGGCACAUGGCCCCCCGCCCCUCUGACCCUGCCUGCAGCACCGCAGUACCUCCGCAGCACAACCCCACCACCCCACACCAUGAGGCGUGGAGGCCCCAGGGCCAGGGGAGGCCACAAAGCAACCACCCCCUGGAGUCAGGUCUCUACAGGGCAGGGCCGGUAUCUCAGGGGCAGCAUCAGAACCAGGUCGGGGAGACCCGGGGUCCUGCACCCCUCCAGCAUCAUCAGCACCCCCGCCCCCACGUCAGCCCCCCUCUGGCCUCCCCCAUAACUCCUACCAGGACGCCAGUCAUCACCCCCACCUUCACCCCCCAUCCCCCCUGCUCACAGUCACAUAACAACCGCUACAGUAGUAGUAUGACUGGACCUGCACUCUCCACUGUGACCACAGCGCCCCCUGCUGUGUGUUCAGCUAACAACAUCCCCAGCAGCAGGAGAGUCAGGGAGACGAUGGGAAUGCUCCACCAGACCUCAGUUCCAUCUCAGCUGGAGAGGGACCCAGAGAGGGGGCCCAUCCACCCCAUGCUACACCCAGGGUAUCAGGGAGCCCGCGUGGGCACUGCCAGCCACCCUCACCCCCAGCGGGCACCACCCAGGCCCCAGCAGCAGCCUAGCCACCACCACCACCACCAGUCUGUCCAGGGGAAGGGUUACUACGGACGGCCUGAGCCUGAUCGCACUCCUUCCUCUUCGUCAUCAUCCUCAGGACACCAGAGGGCAGGGGAGAGCGUUAUCACCAGCAGAGGGUCUCAACCCAACCCCCUCCCGCAGAUGGCGGUCACUAGCUCGCCCCGUGACCGCACCAUGACCGCCCCCCAACCCCACACGGUCAACUCUGCCCCUCAGCCAGGCUCCAAUCCCUCUUACUCCAGACUCUGUGCCCAGUCUACACCCCAGCCCCCCCAGGCUACCACCACCUCAGCCCAGGGGUAUCUUAACUCUCGACCCCAGCCACCACCACCCUCAGCCCCCCAGUCCAUGGAGGAGGCCCUGGAUAAACUGGAUGCUGAGCUGCAGGGUCAUAUGCAGGCUGAAGAGAGGAGAAUGGACUGGGAGAGAGAGCAGGAGGAGAGGAAGAGGAGGGAUUGGGAGAGAGAGCAGGAGGAGAGGAAGAGGAGGGAUUGGGAGAGAGAGCAGGAGGAGAGGAAGAGGAGGGAGUGGGAGAGAGCAGAAGAGGAGAAGAAGAGAAAUAAGGAAUGGGAAAAAGAGCAGGAAGAAAGGAAGAGGAGGGACUGGGAGAGAGAGAGGGAGGAAGAGGAGAGGAAGAAAAGGAGAGAGUGGGCGAGAGAGGAUGAGGAGAGGAAGAGGAGGAUGGAGAGGAAGGAGGAGAUGAGCAGGAGCAGUAAGGGGAGAGAGGAGUCCGCCAUCGAGAGUCUGGAGAGACUCCUGUCAGGCAGCACUUCUUCUGCCCCACCUCCUCCUCGCCUGUCCACUGUCUCCACCUCCUCCUUUGUCCUACCUCUACCCCCACCACCCACCAGCCAGUCCUCCCCCUCGCCCCCCUACCCCUGGCUGAGCCGGGCCGGGGCACCCCCUUGUCCCCCAGGCCAGGCACCACCGUCUCCCGCUCCCCUGGAGAGGUCGCAGCCGCCCCCUCUCACCCCCCAGACGGAGUAUGCCAGGGAGAAGCAGAGGCAGAGGGAGAAAUGGAGUGGGAGUCCCCAGUCAUCAUCUCACAGUAGUAACGUUACCUCAGGGAACAACGCCCAGUCCUCGUCGGGGCCCUCCUACCCUAACAACCCCUCUGCUGUUACCUCUUACCCCAACCACCCCUUAAAUAACACCACCAUGCGAGGCACCCCCAGUCCACCCAAAGACACUCUCCGACCCAAGGAGAAAGCUAGUCGGCAGGCCAGAGGAGGAGUGAUGGGGGCUACGGGUCCCCUCCACAGCUCCAUCAGCAUCACCCUCCGAGAGCCCCCCAAACUCUUCCAGGCUUUCCCCAGGGACAGCCUUUCGUCCUCUACCAACCCCUCCAGAACCACCAGCAGCACCUCCAGCACAGGGGGUCUCCUCCACAAGCGCAUGCCCAGCGGAGGCCUAGGCAGCCUGGGUAGCAGCGCUAGCAGCAGCAGCAGCGGAGACUCGGACAGCGCCCAGUUUGAGGAGGAACCAUCGGAGCUGUCUACGUUACUCCCGGACGGUCUGGCCAACAUCAUGGCCAUGCUGGAUGAGUCCAUCAAGAAAGAGGAGGAAUCUUUCUAUAGCAGCGACCGAAACGUAGCUAGAGAAAACAACACCUUCUCUGAUACCGUGCCACCGGACAAGAGCUACCUAUGCGCCCCGGACCUCAUUCCGGCGCCCAAGCAGCAACCGCAGGACGACUUUGUUGGGGCGAACCUCCACGCCAGCCCCCCCGUGCUGAGCCGACAGGGCUCCCUGGCCUCCCCCUGCAGUCGGACCUCCUCCCUCAACGAGGAAGAGGAGGGUUGUCCCACCCCGAAACCCGCACCGGAGCUCCACAAGCCAGCCGUCCCUCUCAACCCCAACCCCCAGUCAGGGACUAACUACAGCCACAGCGACCUGGCUAAACUCUACGGUCUCCCGGAGCCCGCGAAGAGCGAGUGCGACGACGAAGAUGAGGAAGAGGAGUCGGAGACCCCGUCCAGUUCCCCUCCCCCGCCCCAGAGGCCCCACCUCCACCAGACGGGGGUGAGCAGCACCUUCAAGUCCCCGGCCGCCCUGGAGAACCAGAAGUACACCUACAGAGGAGGUCCAUUUGGCCGCCCGCCCCCCUCCGCUCUGGGGGGACUGAAGUACUCCUCCUCCCUCUCUCUGGGUCCCGACAUCCAACAGCAGCAGAAUAGCACCUCCCCCACCUCCGAUUCCACCAAUCACCCGGGCUUUACACCGCCCCGAAAGUCCCGCCCACACUCACCCUCCAACUGGGAGGCCAAGAGACGGGUCAAUAUCAAGAUGGAGGCGCCUGAUAUCUGGAGAGAUGGGAGGGAGGCCACGGAGAAGAGGAUCCAUUCCUUAAAGUCACAUUUGAAUCCCUCCACACAAUCCAUCAAGAUGGAGCCGAAAGAAGAGAUGAAGCUCACUACCAUCUCUGAGUCUUCUCUAGCCGAGCUGGGACGGAGCUGUGAGGUCUCCCUGACCCGGCACUCCAAUUCCCUCCCCAGCAACAACACCUCAGACAGGACCAAGACUGAGCUGAAACACGAGGACAGGCACCACAAGCCUGAGAGAGAGUGGGAACGAGACAGAGAGAAGGACAGAGAGACUGAGAAGAAGAGGAAACACGGCAGCAGCAAGAAACACCAGGACAGGAAAGAGAGGAAGAAAAAGCACCGAGAGAAACGAGAGGAGAUGUCCUCCUCCCAUUCCAGUUCCAAAUGGCACAAGGAGGGCAAAGUUCACAAGGAGAAGAAGGAGCACCUGCGGAUCCUUGGGAGCCUGGACCUCCAGAGCAAGGAGAUCCGGGAGAAGGACCGCGACCACAUUCACGCUGACAUGGAGAGAGACCGGAAGAGGAGGAAACAGGCUGGUGGCACUAGCGGAGACGAACCCUCAGAAUGGGCGUCCCAUAGUAGAAGUGAAAAAAGUUCUGGUGUCAUGUCCUCUUCUCAGGGCAGUGAGGUUGGAUCGACACUGCAGGGUUCGGCUGCUGACUUCAUGAAGCUGAAGGCCCUGUCGGACGGGCCGCCCAAGGAGCUGAAGGCCCUGUCGGACGGGCCGCCCAAGGAGCUGAAGGCCCUGUCGGACGGGCCGCCCAAGGAGCUGAAGGCCCUGUCGGACGGGCCGCCCAAGGAGCUGAAGGCCCUGUCGGACGGGCCGCCCAAAGAGCUGAAGGCCCUGUCGGACGGGCCGCCCAAGGAGCUGAAGAUCAGGCUGAUCAAGGUGGAGAGUGGAGACAGAGAGACGUUCAUCGCCUCGGAGGUGGAGGAGAAGGGGACACCGCUGGAGGAGAUCACCAUAAACAACACAGCCGCAGAGGUCAUACGGGCCUGCAAGGGUGCGAGGGUGAAAGGGAAGUUCAGAGAGUCCUACCUGCUCCCUGCAUUCUCUGUCAAGCCCCUGUUUACUACAGAGCCCAUCCCACGGGAGAAACUCAACCCUCCCACACCAAGCAUCUAUCUGGAGAGUAAGAGAGAUGCCUUAUCCCCAGUACUACUGCAGUUCUGUACAGACCCCAAGAACCCUGUUACUGUCAUCAGAGGACUGGCCGGGUCCCUACGACUCAACCUGGGUCUGUUCUCCACUAAGUCUCUGGUGGAUGCUAACUCUGAGCAUGCUGUGGAGGUGAGGACCCAGGUACAGCAGCCUGCUGAUGAGAACUGGGACCCCAGCGGCACGGGGCAGACCUGGCCCUGCGAGAGCAGCCGCUCACACACCACCAUCGCCAAGUACGCCCAGUACCAGGCCUCCAGCUUCCAGGAGAGCCUCCAGGAGGAGAAGGGGAGUGAUGAAGAUGAUGAUAUCGAAGAUGAGGAAGACAAAGAGAAGAGUAAGGAGACUAGCUCUGAGACGUCUAACAAAGACCCCACAAGCAAAGACGCUACCAGUACCGAGCUGAAACCAGUGGGGAAGAUCAUCAAGUUUGGCACCAACAUUGAUCUGUCAGACCCCAAGAGGUGGAAGGCCCAGCUGCAGGAGCUCCAGAAGCUACCAGCCUUCAUGCGCGUGGCGUCCAGCGGCAACAUGCUGAGCCACGUCGGUCACACCAUCCUGGGAAUGAACACUGUCCAGCUCUACAUGAAGGUCCCCGGGAGCCGCACGCCUGGCCACCAGGAGAACAACAACUUCUGCUCUGUCAACAUCAACAUUGGGCCUGGAGACUGCGAGUGGUUCUCCGUGCACGAAAACUACUGGCCGGCCAUCGACGACUUCUGUGAAAAGCAUGGAGUAGACUACCUGACCGGUUCCUGGUGGCCUGUUCUGGAGGACCUGUACCGAUCCAACAUCCCUGUGUACCGCUUCAUUCAGAGACCAGGAGACCUGGUGUGGAUCAACGCAGGGACCGUCCACUGGGUCCAGGCUGUGGGCUGGUGCAACAACAUAGCAUGGAACGUGGGACCACUCAACUCCUACCAGUACCAGUUGGCCCUGGAGAGGUUUGAGUGGAACGAAGUGAAGAAGGUCAAGUCCAUCGUCCCCAUGAUCCACGUGUCCUGGAACGUGGCCCGCACCGUGAAGGUCACCGACCCAGACACAUACAAGAUGAUCAAACACUGCCUGCUGCAGUCCAUCAAGCACAUCCAGGUUCUGCGAGACCAGCUGGUGACCGCAGGGAAGAAGAUCUCCUACCAGAGCCGGGUGAAGGAUGAGCCAGCCUACUACUGCAACGAGUGUGACGUGGAGGUGUUUGACCUGCUGUUUGUGACGUCUGAGAGCGGCAGCAGGAAGACCUACGUGGUCCACUGUGAGGACUGUGCCCGCCAGAGGAAUCCCAGCCUCUCCAACAACGUAGUGGUGUUGGAGCAGUACCGCAUGGAGGAGCUAAUGAGUACCUACGACACAUUCAACCUGGCUGCAGCGCCCAGUUCACGGUGAUGAAGAUCCUCCACGUCUCGCAGCCAUAACCAAAACUCCUGCCAGACGGGACUGAACACACCUUUUAAAAAGUCUUUUAACCUUUUUUUCCUUCCUUAUUUAAGAUAUUUUUUACUACUACUGCCGAUCAAAGCAGCCAAUCGAAAACCAGUUUACUACUCAUCAUCCCUGUUUACAAAACCAAACCGCCAAUCAAACUCCAGUUGUUGUCUAUGGUGCUCAAGACCAGCUUACUGGUUUCUGGAGGACUUGAAAAAACGGAAAGGCAGUUGGUGCUAGCUACCGUUGUAAACAAGCAACUGAGUUGACGGUUGUUAUCAAUGGCAUGAAUUUUUGUUAUUUCCGGAUUUCUUAAAACAAAUUGUCGUCUUGAAUACUGAAAUGUGUAAAUGCUGUUUGUAUUUUUUUGUGGGGUGCUGUUUUCUAAAAUAAUUUAUUUUCCUUUUUUUUUUUAAGACUAGAUCAGCCUAGAUAUAUACCACAUUGGCCUUGUGACUUGUAUUUAGAAGAUAACUAAGAUGGAAAAUACUAAUAAUAGAGAGACGACAUUUUUCUAAAAGCAUUAAGAAUAAGAAGAGCCAUUUUUGGGGGGGUUUGGAAUGCUUCGAAACAUACGGGUUUUAAAGACAAUUUUGUUUUUUAGUUCUUGUCUUUCUGACUCUUGUAUGUGUUGUAAAUUUUGUGUUUUUACAAAUGUAUAAUGUUUAUUUCCUUAGGAGAGAGAAAGAAGGCAAUUGUCACACCUCUUUAGGACAUCAGGUCUUUGUUUUAAUGAAUUGUUUCCAUUUUUCAUCGUGAUAAUAUUUCAGUUUGUGUAAUAAUUAAUUGUGUUGUACCUCUGAUUUUGUUUUGAGUAUUUUUUUUACAUACAGAUUUGGGGGGGGGUGAUUUUACAUUGUACAUUGUUCUUUUUUAAUUUAAAAUGUGUCUCGUAUUUAUUGGCUGUCUAUGUUCUCCCCUUGUUUUUAUUAGGGUUGUACAAGUUGUGAAAGUUUUUUUUAUGGUGAUUCUAAGUCCUCUGUAACAACUGUGUCACAGGAGGACAAUGUUUUCUCUGGUGCUUCUGGUUCCAAUAUAUAUAAAUGAUAUUUCUAAUGAAUAUAACUUACACCUUCCCCUGUAGUUGCUAGGAUACACAGCCAAGGUAGAAAAUUGACUAACGGAAUACUGUCUUUGUAAUGCGUGAAAAAAACAACUACAUUUUCUGUACAUUUUUUUUUUUAAAUUUAUCGGAGAAAUCGUCAUUUUGUUUUUCAUCCUUUUUAGGGGCCUUUAGAUUAAAAAAUGUUAUCUGUUGGAGUAUUGACAGUUCUCUGAUGAACAAUUUCUUCUUUUUCAUCCUUUUUAAGAUGAGAAUUCUAUUUUUCCUGUUCCAAAAUACCUUUUAAUUCAUUUUAAACUGCACUGUUUAGAGAAUUCACAGACACACACACACACACACACACACACACACACACACACACACACACACACACACACACACACACACACACACACACACACACACACACACACACACACA